AUGGCUGCUUUAGUGCCAGCGACAGCCCUCCGUGCACCCGGUGCGGCGGUGCACCAUGGUUCCUCGUCAACAACUUUCGCCGGAGGCGUGUCGUCGUCGCGGCUCCUUCCCGCGGCGUCGCCAGCCGUCGCCAGCCGAAUGCCCGUUGCGAUCCGUGCCGUCGCAGUGCCUCCUGCUCCCAGCAAGCAGAGCACCUCCGCUUCUACCGGCGCGGUGAAGUCCCCCAUGACGAUGACGGAGAAGAUCCUGGCGCGCGCGGCGGAGCGGGCGCAGGUUGCGCCGGGCGAGAACGUGUGGGUGAACACGGACGUGCUCAUGACGCACGACGUGUGCGGCCCCGGCACCAUCGGCAUCUUCAAGAAGGAGUUCGGCGCCGACGCCAAGGUAUGGGACCGCGAGAAGAUCGUGAUCAUCCCGGACCAUUACAUCUUCACGGCGGACGAGCGCGCGAACCGCAACGUGGACAUCCUGAGGGACUUCGUGCAGGAGCAGGGCAUCAAGUACUUCUAUGACAUCACCGACCGCUCCAACUUCCAGGCCAACCCCGACUACAAGGGCGUGUGCCACGUGGCGCUCGCACAGGAGGGGCACUGCCGACCAGGCGAGGUGCUGUUUGGCACGGACUCGCACACGUGCAACGCUGGUGCGUUUGGGCAGUUCGCGACGGGCAUUGGCAACACGGACGCGGGGUUUAUCCUCGGCACUGGCAAGUGCCUGCUCAAGGUGCCGGCCACGCUCCGGUUUGUGCUGGACGGGGAGAUGCCGCCCUACCUGCUCGCCAAGGAUCUCAUCCUGCAGAUCAUUGGUGAGAUCGGAGUGGCAGGGGGCACGUACCGGGCCAUGGAGUUCACAGGCACUGCCGUUGAGGCCAUGACGAUGGAGGAUCGCAUGACGCUGUGCAACAUGGUCAUUGAGGGCGGAGGCAAGAACGGAGUGGUGGCGGCAGACAAGACCACCUUCGCCUACCUCGAUGGCAAGACCACGUUGACGCAUGAGCCUGUCUACAGUGAUGGCAACGCCAGCUUCUAUGAGGAGUAUCGGUUUGACGUCUCAAAGCUCAACCCUGUCGUUGCUAAGCCGCACUCACCGGACAACCGAGCAACGGCGCUGGAGUGCCGCGACAAGAAGGUGGACCGCUCGUACAUCGGCUCGUGCACCGGCGGCAAGACCGAGGACUUCCUCGCCGCUGCCAAGCUCUUCCACGCCGCGGGGAAGAAGGUUGUAGUGCCAACCUUCCUGGUGCCUGCCACUCAGAAGGUGUGGAUGGACAUCUACACCCUGCCUGUGCCGGGGGCAGACGGCAAGACUAUGGCGCAGAUCUUUGAGGAGGCUGGCUGCGACACGCCUGCUGCCCCCUCCUGUGCUGCGUGCCUGGGCGGUCCCAGGGAUACUUAUGCCCGCAUGAACGAGCCCCAGGUGUGUGUAUCCACUACCAACCGCAACUUCCCGGGCCGCAUGGGUCACAAGGAGGCUCAGAUUUAUCUGGCUUCGCCGUAUACUGCCGCGGCGUCAGCGCUCACUGGCCACAUCACGGACCCUCGGGAGACCGAGGAUGUCACGGCGACAAAAGGGAACGAGUUCGAGGACUACUUCUUGAAAAGGGAGCUUCUGAUGGGAAUCUACGAGAGAGGGUUUGAGAGGCCAUCCCCUAUUCAGGAGGAGAGUAUACCGAUUGCCUUGACGGGAAGAGACAUCCUUGCUCGUGCCAAGAAUGGAACUGGCAAGACUGCUGCCUUCAGUAUUCCAGCUCUAGAGAAGAUUGACCCCUCCAGGAACGUCAUCCAAGUUGUCAUCCUGGUCCCUACGAGAGAGCUUGCGCUGCAAACUUCUCAAGUUUGCAAAGAGCUUGCGAAGCACAUGAGCAUUCAGAUCAUGGCGACGACGGGUGGCACGAGUCUCAAGGACGACAUCAUGCGUCUCUACCAACCAGUGCAUCUCCUUGUCGCUACGCCCGGCCGUGUACUAGAUUUGGCGAACAAAGGCGUGUGCAACCUUAGAGAAUGCAACAUGCUGUGCAUGGAUGAGGCCGACAAGCUCCUCUCUCCAGAGUUUCAGCCUCUUGUGGAGCGCCUUAUUGGCUAUCUCGCUCCAACGCGACAGAUUCUCUUGUACUCAGCCACCUUCCCUGUGACAGUGAAGUCGUUCAAAGACAGAUGGCUCAACAAGCCGUACGUCAUUAACCUCAUGGACGAGUUGACCCUCAAGGGUAUCACUCAAUACUACGCCUUCGUGGAGGAGCGGCAAAAGGUCCAUUGCCUCAACACCCUGUUCUCUAAGCUACAAAUCAACCAGUCGAUCAUUUUCUGCAACUCCGUCAACCGCGUGGAGCUUUUGGCCAAGAAAAUCACGGAGCUUGGCUACUCUUGUUUCUACAUCCACGCAAAAAUGCUGCAGUCCCAUCGCAAUCGCGUCUUUCAUGAUUUCCGCAAUGGGGCUUGCAGAAACCUGGUCUCGUCGGAUCUUUUCACGCGAGGAAUUGACAUUCAGGCUGUGAAUGUCGUCAUCAAUUUCGACUUCCCUAAGACGUCUGAGACCUAUCUCCACAGGGUCGUCAAGCGUCGAGGAUGUCUUGGACUCGUGGAAGAGACGGCUGAAGCGUGCGGCUUCAUGACACUGAUUAUAUAUGGAACGGGGUCCGGAGCAGCGUUUCUUUUCAGUGAAGAUGAAGGGGAGGGAAUAGCAGCUGCUGCAUGGACGGGGGCUGCUGUAGCGGCCAGUAGCGGUAUUGCAUCGUUUCAAGCAGUAUUGGUGGUGGUGACUGUCUCGAAGGCAGGGGGGGGGGCUGAUGGAGCUGUAGGAGGGGGAACUACCAGUGGGUUAUAUCUCUUGGCGAACAUCGUUCGGCGGCGGUGUAAGGGCGAGGUGUUCAGAGUGUCGCAGCAGCAGCAGCAGCAGCAGUAG
Molecule: messenger RNA, 2901 nt
Organism: Closterium sp. Naga37s-1
Lineage: Eukaryota; Viridiplantae; Streptophyta; Zygnematophyceae; Desmidiales; Closteriaceae
Source: the annotation of a GenBank genome assembly